CGAAAUUUUUUCGGGGAAAAAGAAUAUCCGAAUAUAGGGCUCGUAUUGAAAGAAACCAUUUUCGAGAUUUUGUAUUACCUUCCCAAUUCCAUUACAAUAAUCAAAUUCCGAUAUAAUCCAGUCGUUUUCGCAGCGUAUUUAUCCUCGCCAGAGCGUUGUUGGUUACAAGGAAGACCCAAAAUUAUAUAUACUGUAGUUUUGGUACUUACAUAUAAACACCCUGUUAUAUGCAAUCACAAAGAUCAUUGGCACAAUUUGAGGCGACCUUGCACCAAACUACUCAGCAGUGAGCACCAAAGUUGAGAUAUUUGUCUGAAAGUUACACAAUGAAGUUCCUAGAAUACACCCCGUUUGAAAGGUUGAAUGAUUUCUUGAGUCAUUUGAAUCUUGGAGAGCGUAUCAUCAAGGGAUCCCUAGAAGCUUAUUCUUGUAAACAUACAGGAAUAGAUAAGAAACUAUCUUUAAGCUUGGAGAACGAGAUUCUUGACUAUCUUGGGAACUCAUCUGAUGCUGACUCGUCUUCACCGGAUGAAUUUUUAUUGAGCAGAUCGAGUCGAAAGACACUGAUAUAUCUGGUUCUUACUCUCAAUCACGUGUACCCGGAUUAUGACUUCAGUGCAAUGAAAGCUCACCAGUUCUUCACAGAGGAGACCUGGGAUAGUUUUAAGCAGAUCUUUGACGCCUUUAUGUUGGAAGCAUCUAAGGAAUGGAUUGAGAAUAAUGAGGGUGGUUCCUUGCUAGAGAUGACAUAUAAGGCGCUUGAUGAGGUUGUAAAACUAGCAGAGUGUGAAAUUUACAGUUACAACCCAAAUUCUGAUGCGGAUCCCUCUAUAGAGAGAGGAGCAAUAUGGUCCUUCAAUUUCUUCUUCUAUAAUCGAAAGUUAAAGCGUGUUGUUAGCUUCCGCUUCUGGUGUUUAAGUAAUUUGGUAGCUGAGGGGUUCCAUUUGGACGGGAUAGGCUACGAGGAAGAUGGAGAUAUCUUCGACAACAUGGAUAUCUGAGACACAUUACUGUAAGCAUUUUGUGCAUAAAUGAAGACUUCUUUUAUGCUAAUUCUCGAUUCCGUAAACUGAAUCCAUAUGGUUUUGGUGUUGGGUCCAUGCUUUCACUUGAAGCGUUAUCAUAUGGUGGAAUGACUUUUAUUCUUGUAUAUAGGAAUAAAUUGUACAAUCUACCCCUUAGAUGUAUUAACCUUAGAGAACCUGUAGAAGAGAACUAUGAGCUGUGGUAGUAUAUUGUAUAAGCAAAAAUAUGAAUACAGUACGCGUUACUAUCAGAUCCAUGAUUCCUGUUGUUCCAUACUUGUUUUUUAUAUGAAAUUAAAGUACCUUAUUUGUUCUUCA
Molecule: messenger RNA, 1343 nt
Organism: Momordica charantia (bitter melon)
Lineage: Eukaryota; Viridiplantae; Streptophyta; Magnoliopsida; Cucurbitales; Cucurbitaceae
Product: transcription regulator
Biological process (GO): negative regulation of transcription by RNA polymerase III
Cellular component (GO): nucleus
Molecular function (GO): RNA polymerase III core binding
Source: RefSeq, a predicted model, not a curated record